Messenger RNA from Dichomitus squalens LYAD-421 SS1, 734 nucleotides. RefSeq lists its product as uncharacterized. The transcript has 3 exons. The record is from RefSeq and is a predicted model, not a curated record. NCBI's taxonomy places the organism in Eukaryota, Fungi, Basidiomycota, Agaricomycetes, Polyporales, Polyporaceae. The annotation marks the transcript as partial.
AUGCACCGCCACCCAGCGGCGCGCAAGACCUUUAAGAACUCGUUUAGGAGGUCGGAUUGUGUCACCGACACCAGGGGGGGUAAGGUAUCGCAUGAUCAAAAUAAUGUCGCGUCCACCGACGCGGAAAGCAAACCGAAGCAGCAGUACGAGAAAAGACAAGAUGUGCGGAGGACGGCGGAUGAGAAGAAACCCAACACGUCAGAUCCGCGACCAAACGUGCAUAAACGAAACACGACCGACGUACCUUCGUUCUCCAUCUACACAUCCCCGUCCCCGUCGCUCACCCUCCCCCGCCUCCUCUCCUCCCCGAACCCCUCUUGCGUCCCAACCCUCCUCGGCGCGAACCCCGGCGAGUCCCACAACCUCCUCCCACCUCCCCCACCCAACCCCCCGACCCUCGGCGCCCGCGUGAUCGGCGUGUCGUCGUAUCCCCCCGAGUAUAUGCUCCUCGAGUGCGCCCCCGCCCCCGGCGUCGUCUCGUACGCGUGCUGCCCAUCGUUCCAGUUCAGCCUCCUCGGCCCUACGCUUCCCCCCGCCCCGAACCUCGCCGCCAGCGUCGGAGUCGGCGUAGGUGUCGCCCCGCCCCGCCCCGCCCAGAGCCCCACACCCCCCUUCGGGGUCGACAGCCCAAGCGUCGGCGGCGGGCCCCCGCUGAACUUGAUCCCGCGCGACGGCGUCGUCGUCGGGUCGAACGGCGUGUCCGGGUCGAACCCGUCCCGGUCGAAUGCGAGCGC